This is a messenger RNA of Colletotrichum costaricense, 315 nucleotides long. RefSeq lists its product as uncharacterized. The coding region runs from base 1 to 315 and encodes 104 amino acids. The record is from RefSeq and is a predicted model, not a curated record. The transcript is spliced from 2 exons. NCBI's taxonomy places the organism in Eukaryota, Fungi, Ascomycota, Sordariomycetes, Glomerellales, Glomerellaceae.
AUGCAGCGGCAGUUUGUCUUGUUGGCCGCGGCGCAGUCCCCCAAACGAGACGCAGACGAGAUGAAUCUGGCCCUCCAGACAUGGGCGCAGCAGCAAGAUGGGGGGGGGAGGGACACCGCGGAGACUGAAGGCAGUGAGCCGAGCCAGAACGCGAAGCAAAUGGAAGAAAAGAAAAAAAUUCUGCACCACCAUCACCCACAAGUCUCCAUCGCUCACCCCGUACUCUUCGGCGUCGUGUCCGUAGCCGUCAAACGAUACGACACGAUGCUGGCGCGGGAUUGUCCCGAUUGUUCCUGGCAGCGUCGCAUAAGGUAG